Molecule: messenger RNA, 4672 nt
Organism: Bicyclus anynana (squinting bush brown)
Lineage: Eukaryota; Metazoa; Arthropoda; Insecta; Lepidoptera; Nymphalidae
Gene: Taf4
Product: transcription initiation factor TFIID subunit 4
Exons: 2
Coding region: 258-2225 (655 amino acids)
Biological process (GO): transcription initiation at RNA polymerase II promoter; DNA-templated transcription
Cellular component (GO): transcription factor TFIID complex
Molecular function (GO): RNA polymerase II general transcription initiation factor activity; DNA binding; protein heterodimerization activity
Source: RefSeq, a predicted model, not a curated record
GAUUCUGAUCUGUCAUCUGUGGCGUGCUGUCAUGCUGUGGCAAUUGUUCGAUAGUUGAAACACCUUUUUAUUUAAUUUAUUUGUGAACUUAUUAAAAAUCAAGUCAAAUAUGUAUGUAUUUAAUACAAUUAAGUAAGAGUGAAGUGUGCUAAACCCUAUACGCUUAGUAGAAAGACUUUCAAGUGACAUUUCCUCUGACCCAAGCAACGCUGAUGUUCAAGGGAGGCAAGAAGUUUUGAUGAUUAGGUAAAAAGAGCAUGCAGCCAUCUAAUAUGGUGCCAGUGACAGUAAACUCCAGCAUGGCAGGCACCAUUCCUAAUGUGAUGACUAUCAACAAGCCAGGCGGGCAGAAUGUGGUUGUCACUACACAGAACCUCGGAACGGGACAGCAAGCUAUCUUACCAAAUGUACAAAUCCUUAAUAUGAGGCCAGGAGCUCCAUCAGUUGCUGCUCAAAAGUCUGUGGCCACUGUGUCCCCUCGAGUUGUGAUUGGAACUCCACAAGUAGUCGGUACCAGGGCAACUGCACCUGGUAUUACACUUCAAACACUACAAAGUCUCCCACAAGGUCAACAAGGUCACUUGUUACUAAAAACUGAAAAUGGUCAAUAUCAGUUGUUAAGAGUUGGGCCAGCGCCCACCGGCGGUACACUUGCUUCACAACAGCCUCAGACACUGCGGCUUUCCACCAUACCAGCUCACUCCGGCGUCCCUACAGUAUCAACCAGUGUCGCUGCACCCGGCCCUUUAGCUGGACAGAUACAAACUGGACAGAUCGCUACGCCAGUUGCUGCUACACCCACAGUUUCUAUGGCUACAACUGUCACCCAACAACCUGCUGUCACUACUCAGAAACCACUUGACAAUACAAAAGAAAAAUGUAGAAACUUCCUUGCAAACCUUUUAGAUUUGUCGAGUAAAGAACCAAAGUCGGUCGAGCGUAAUGUUCGCAAUCUCAUUCAAGAGUUAAUAGACGCUCAGGUGGAACCGGAAGCAUUCUGUGACAGGCUGGAGCGACUCCUAAAUGCCAGUCCGCAACCUUGUCUCAUUGGUUUCUUGAAGAAAAGUUUACCUCUGCUUCGACAAUCAUUGGUCACCAAGGAAUUAGUAAUCGAAGGUAUAAAUCCACCAUCGCCACAAGUUGCUUUCAACACUAUGCCAGCACCUGUAGUAGCACAGCCAGUUGCGGCCACAAGCACUAUACAGAUGCAAAAACCACUAACGGCAGCAGGAAAUACUAUAGCUGUACUACAAAACAUUCCUGUACAUACAAAAAUCAAUGUGUCAAAGGCCGGGAAAACGAUGACGGUAAACAGCAAAUCAAAUUUUGCGCGACCAUCAGCAGUGUCGUCAGCUGGUCUUUCCACUGUUCUAACUACUGGAAAAUCACUUCUAAAGGAAAAGGAGAAAAAAGCAGCUGCCCAAUUUACUCCUCAACCGUUUGUGGAUGAUAAAAUGGCUGGGGAUGAUGAUAUAAAUGACGUAGCAGCCAUGGGUGGCGUCAAUUUAGCUGAAGAAUCACAAAGAAUUUUAGGCUCAACAGAAAUGAUUGGCACGCAAAUCAGAUCGUGUAAAGAUGAGUACUUAGUGCCGUCGGGUUUGAUGCAAGCUCGAUUGAAGACAAUCACUGCUAAAAAUGGUCUCGAGGAUCCAUCCGCAGACGUGGCCGCUCUCAUCAACCACGCUGUUCAGGAACGGCUGAAAAGCUUGAUAGAAAAGUUAGCUGUUAUCGCUCAACAUAGAAUCGACUCUCAGAUUAAAACCGACCCCCGGUAUGAAGUCUCACAGGAUGUGAAGGGUCAACUGAAAUUCUUGGAAGAACUAGAUAGGGUAGACAAAAAACGGCGUGAAGAUUCCGAGCGGGAGAUGUUACUCAGGGCUGCUAAAUCUAGAUCGAAAAAUGAAGACCCAGAGCAGGCUAAACUCAAGGCAAAAGCUAAAGAGAUGCAGAGAGUCGAGCUGGAGGAGUUGAGGCAACGGGAGGCUAACUUGACGGCCCUGCAAGCGAUCGGUCCACGUAAGAAACCUCGUAUCGACGGCCCGGGUGGUUCCGGUGACAACUCGAUCCCUUCAAGCUCACAGGGCCCUUCAGGACUGACUGGCCGAAGUCAGCUAGCUCUGCGCACGCGUCUCAAACGCAUCAAUCUACGAGACAUGCUCUUCCUAAUGGAACAAGAAAAGGACACUGCACAUUCUCUCUUGCUGUACCUCAGUUACUUAAAGUAGCAUAAAUGGAUUUUUAAAUUAUAUCACUUUUCCUUUAUUCAUCUAGACAUUUUAUCUUAGUUAUAUUUAUGUAAAUAUAGGUUUACGAUAAUAAUCAUUAAAAUAAAAAUUUCAGAAAUGAAUUAUAGAAAUUUACAAUUAGAAUAAUAGGCUAGUUGACACUGUUUUUUAAUUUUCUUAAAUAGUUCAUUAUUGUUCUACUAGAUUGAAAAAAUAAAAUCAUAUUUUUUUGAGACGUGAUUACACAAAAAAUUUUACAUUUUAAAUAUGAUUUUGACAAUACGAGCCCAAACGCCUGUCGGCCAUGACGGUUUAUUUGAACUGUAUGAUGACACUUUAUCAAAUCCCCAAACAGAGCAUUUGACAAAAAAAAACAAUUAGUUUGACGUUUAGUACAUCAAGUGUGUGUGACGUCACAAAAUGGACGAUAGCGUUGUUGACUUUGGAAAAUUUGAAAAAAUAAGUGACAGAUUUGAAAUCUUUAACUUUUAUUAAUUGAUAUCGAAUAUCGAAAUAUUUCGGGCCCUUAUUCCAUGUACUACACGAAAUUAAUAUUGUUUAUAUUAAUUUUGGUAUGAGUCAACUAACCUAUUACCAUGGUUUCAUAAAUUCUUAUGUAUUUUAUAUUUGACAAUAAUCAAGCCUGGGUAGGCUUUGACCAUCGAUCUCCUAUUAUAAAGUAGAUGCACAAUCAGCGACCAAAAAACGUCUCCACUCAAUGAGUGCCAAGCACAACUUCUUGGCACUCAAUUCAAGUAGUCACAUUUGCAAAUUCAAUCUUAAACUCAAUCCUUAAAGUUGAAUUUGGUAUUUUAUUGAAUAUUGGACUAUAUUUAAAGGCCUUUAGGUAUAAUUUUCUUUUCCAAUAAUUCUAAAACUGUCAAAGCAAAAUUGGCCAGUUUUUAAGUGAAAUUUUCUACAUGAUUGUGCGUCCUUAUAAUAUAAAAAUAGCUUUUACACAAAAUUUACAGUCUGUUUUACAUAUUCAACAAUUUAAGUGAGAAACAAAGAAAAUGUAUUCUUUUCACCAGGUGAUACAUAUUUUAUUUAGUCUAUAGGAUUCUAGACUGCCUGUCUAAAUUUAUCAUAAUGUAAUAUUUGUUAUUAAGAGAGGAUGUAAAUAUUAUAUUAUUAAGUAUACAUUAAUUUAAUGGUAAUAGGUGCGAUUUUACGGUAUGAAUUAUGAUUGAGUUAAACAAAAAAAAGAUUUGCCUUUCUUUCAAAUGUGGCAAUAAUAAUCAUUUUUACAGCUGUACAUAAUUUUGCUUGAGAUUUUCAUUUCUUUUCUAUAAGUGUAUUUUUUCUAUAUUUUGUAGAAUUUCUUACAAAAUUUCUGACUAUUCCGCUUUUUGGAAUUAAAGGUUACGGUAAUUUUUCUUGAUCACAUUUUCUGCUUGAUCUCAAUAAAACAAAGUCUAUAAUUAGGUUAAUCCUAGCUUAGAUUUGUUUACCUGGUAAAAAUCACAAUAUCUGAUUUGAAUAAUACAUACCUAUUUGAAUAAAUGUACAGAUAAACAAAACAAUGUUAUUGGUAUAUGUACAGAUUAUUCAAUAAUAUACAGAUGGAGCAUAAGGAACACGGCGCGCGGUGUCAUAGCCGCUCCAAAUACAAAAAUCAAAAAGUAAUACAUUCUGGAGUUAGUAUGACACGAACCGUCGCAUCAGUGAUUUUUAAUAUUAUUCAAGAAAAAUGGCGUCUUAUGUUUUUAAAUAUUUUAAAAACUGUCAACAACUAAAAAAAAAAGAUGAAGUAUGUUUUUAUUGGUAAUUAAUUAUUGAUUAUUAUAUUAUUUUACGUAAUUGUUAAUAGUGUUAAGUUUUGAAAUACAAAAUAAGAAAAAGUUAUAUACUAACUUUUUCUUAUUUUGUAGAUGUCAAGGAAACGCGUAACGUUUGUUUUUUUUUAAUGGCUUUCGCCGGCUUCAAUACGUUGCUUGUAAAGGCUCACUCUGGUUACUCUGUGGGUAUAUAUAAGAAUAUAUUGUAUAAAAUACUCUUACAAUGUUAUGUACAGAUGUGGUUCCUUGUGUUGUUAUAAUAUGAAUGUUCUAUGGAAACCUAGAUAAUCCGUCACUUUUUCACCAGUAGGGGUAAAGAACAAUUUUUAACAAUUUAGCGUGACGUUGUAUGUUCAAUGCUACCAAUGGUUAGUAAAAGUGGAAUUGUAUUAAAACAAGCAAAAUUUUCGUUGCCUCUUUGGUCUAAAAGAGCUGCCUACAUCUUCCUUUUUUAUUGUUCUUGAUUGAUGGUGUAAACAGUUCUUAACAAGACAGCUUUUUGACUACCAAAUUAACUGAGGAAUCUAAAUAGACACUGUACAUACCUAUUAAGAUUUCUGAGUUAAUAAUUGGUAUUCUACAAAUAUAAUUGUAUAUAAUUGGGUAGAUUUUCAGUUCAUUUGUUGUAAAAUCGUCAUAAUUUGUGACAUUAAAUUUUUAUUAAACCUG